AGCUGAGCAGGGCAGACCUACACGCCCAGCCCAGCAGAGCAGCACCCACAGCUGCAGGGAACGCCCGGAGGAGAGUGCAGGACAGUGGCGAUGGAUCUGAUCUUUUCCCUGGAAACGUGGGUUCUCCUGGCUGCCAGCCUGGUGCUCCUGUAUCUAUAUGGUACCAGUACACAUGGACUUUUUAAGAAGAUGGGAAUUCCUGGGCCAACACCUUUGCCUUUCAUUGGUACUAUUCUGGGGUACCGCAAGGGUAUGUGGGAGUUCGACAUAGAAUGUCGUAAAAAAUAUGGAAAAAUGUGGGGGUUGUUCGAUGGUCGGCAGCCUUUGAUGGUUAUCACUGAUCCAGACAUGAUAAAGACAGUACUGGUGAAAGAAUGCUACUCUGUCUUCACAAACCGGCGGUCUUUUGGACCAGUGGGAUUUAUGAAAAAAGCCGUCUCCAUAUCUGAGGAUGAAGAUUGGAAGAGAGUUAGAACAUUGCUGUCUCCAACCUUCACGAGUGGAAAACUCAAGGAGAUGUUACCCAUCAUUGCCCAGUACGGAGAUGUGUUGGUGAAAAACCUGAGGCAGGAAGCAGAGAAAGGCAAGCCCGUGGACUUGAAAGAAAUCUUUGGGGCCUACAGCAUGGACGUGAUCACCGGUACAUCCUUUGGAGUGAACAUUGAUUCCCUUAGAAACCCACAGGACCCGUUUGUGAAAAACGUCAGGAGGCUGUUGAAAUUUAAUUUCUUCGAUCCUCUCCUUCUCUCAAUAACACUCUUUCCAUUCCUUACCCCAAUUUUUGAGGCAUUACAUAUCAGUAUGUUCCCAAAAGAUGUUAUGGAUUUUUUGAAAACGUCCGUAGAAAAGAUUAAAGAAGAUCGUCUCAAAGACAAGCAAAAGCGCCGAGUGGAUUUUCUUCAACUGAUGAUUAACUCUCAGAAUUCCAAAGAAAUCGAUUCCCACAAAGCUCUGGAUGAUAUAGAGGUCGUGGCCCAGUCGAUUAUCAUUCUUUUUGCUGGCUAUGAGACCACUAGCAGCACCCUCUCCUUCAUUAUGUAUUUGUUGGCCACUCACCCUGAUGUCCAGCAGAAACUCCAGGAGGAGAUUAAUACAGUUUUGCCCAAUAAGGCACUUGCUACAUAUGAUACCCUGGUCAAGAUGGAAUAUCUGGACAUGGUGGUGAAUGAAACUCUCAGGUUAUACCCAAUUGCUGGCAGACUUGAGAGAGUCUGUAAGAAAGAUGUUGACAUCAACGGGAUAUUCAUUCCCAAAGGGACAAUUGUGAUGAUGCCGAGCUAUGCCCUUCACCGAGAUCCGCAGCACUGGACUGAGCCUGAUGAAUUCCGCCCUGAAAGGUUCAGUAAGAAGAACAAAGACAACAUCAAUCCUUACAUAUACCAUCCCUUUGGAGCUGGACCCCGAAAUUGCCUUGGCAUGAGGUUUGCUCUCAUGAAUAUAAAACUUGCUCUUGUGAGAUUAAUGCAGAACUUCUCCUUCAAACUUUGUAAGGAAACUCAGGUCCCCAUAAAAUUAGGUAAGCAAGGACUUCUUCAACCAGAAAAACCCAUUGUUCUAAAGGUCGUGUCGAGAGACGGGAUCAUACAUGGAGCUUGACUUUCCUGUGGACUUUUGCUUUACUCUUCAAGGAGGCCAUAUCCCAGAACGAGACCUGCAUUUACUUUGUGAAUAAUAGUUGGAAAUAAAGAUGGGAUUAACCUGUGGUACUUAAAGAA
Molecule: messenger RNA, 1715 nt
Organism: Lepus europaeus (European hare)
Lineage: Eukaryota; Metazoa; Chordata; Mammalia; Lagomorpha; Leporidae
Product: cytochrome P450 3A6
Exons: 13
Coding region: 91-1596 (501 amino acids)
Biological process (GO): steroid metabolic process; oxidative demethylation
Molecular function (GO): iron ion binding; testosterone 6-beta-hydroxylase activity; oxidoreductase activity, acting on paired donors, with incorporation or reduction of molecular oxygen, reduced flavin or flavoprotein as one donor, and incorporation of one atom of oxygen
Source: RefSeq, a predicted model, not a curated record